CACCGUCAAAUUCGGAGUUGGAGAGGUUUGGCACAUUCUUAUCAAACAAAACUAUAUCCAGUAAUAUUCCGGUCUCCGACACUCAUAGCCCUCAUUUACCUACGCCAGAAUUCAUAAUAAUAACCCCCACCACUCCACGAACCCCACUCUCAAGGCGUCACGAAGAGCGGCGUCCUGGCCGACGGCUUCACUACGACCUCGGAUGCAUUUUUACGAGUAACUAGUAUCUCUAAAUGGAAGCAAACACAGGCCAAGUUUUGGGCGCUGCCGCGGCUCAAAGAGGCGACAAUGAAGCCGCCUUCAAACAAUUCGACUCGUAUCCAUGGGCACGAGAUCGCUCAUUCCUUCAAGGCCUCAUGGCAACCUUGGGCCCCUCGCUCGUCAACAACACCGCUGAUGGCUUUACCCGCCAAAAGGCCUUGAGCACUACCCUCCAAGCCCGCAUCUGGUGGUACAGGUCCCGUUUCAACACCGACAUCGACCGCGCCUUGUACGAGUCCUACAGUGCCUCCAAUCAGCCAUCGUGUCCAGACGGUGCCAUUCUCGCCAAACUCGAGGAGAUCCAGCAACGCAUGAGUGGCGCUGCUCCCGGUCCGUCGUCUUCAUCCGGCCAGAAUAUCCCCGCAUGGCAGCUGAACGCCCCCAAGGUCGACCUCAGCAAGAAGGCCGACGAUGGUGCCAACCACAACAACACCGGUGAUGGGGCGCCGUAUCCUGAGAACUUUCAGGCCCUGAUCGAGGCUGUGACAAUGGGCAAGCCGAUUCCCGGGAUCAAGGAGAUUCCGGAUACCGUUGUGCGACCGCCGGGGGUCACCCCCUUCGGCAAGAUGACGGCUCCCCGCAAGCCGUGGGAGAAAGACGUGCCGUCCGACACCGGACAGGGCAGUGUGUUUGGCGAGGUGGUGGACAAAGAGUUCCCUCCCCUGUCUAACGAGUAGCGGCUUGUUAGAGCUCUGGAACCGGAACGGCCAUCUGCAUGCAUUUCAUCUCUGGCUUCUUAUUGCAAAUCACACCAAUCACAGAAGAAUUGUCUCCCUUUCGUGCGCGCCAGCAGAGCUUCCAUCUCCGAUCUGAUGGCGGUAUAGAAGGCAAGAUUGAGAAAAUGGGGAAGGAGUAGGGCAGAGAGAGGGGAUAAGGGAGAAGGAUGAGAAAUGCAUUUGCUGUUAAGAGAAGAGGAGCUCGUUGCCUGUCUGUCCGAGCCUUGUCUCCUUGCCAAGAGGAAUGAACACGAAUUCCCUCCCACAGAGGCGUGGGAAAAGUAAUAUCAAAACAUGAAGGCCUAGCAGAGUCAUGCAAUAGCCGAAGGCCUAACUAGCGGAAUAGGCCUCAUAAUGAAAUAAUACUCGUCAUCUCAAAC
Chaetomium fimeti is the source of this 1357-nucleotide messenger RNA. RefSeq lists its product as uncharacterized. The record is from RefSeq and is a predicted model, not a curated record. The coding region runs from base 234 to 938 and encodes 234 amino acids. The transcript has 3 exons. Lineage: Eukaryota; Fungi; Ascomycota; Sordariomycetes; Sordariales; Chaetomiaceae.